AUGUCCCCCAGCAAACCCCCAACCCCAACCCCAGAGUUCCUCGACCCAAUCUCCUCAUGGCGCGCCUGGCAAACCCUCACAAUAAUCUACACAAUCCUCCUAAACCGCCAAAUCCGCCGCCGCUGGGUCCUCGAACAAAAAAGCAUGCAAAACAAACCACUCUGCGAACGCUUCCAACCCUUAAUCUUCCUCGAAUCAGUCCCAACCCUGCAAAAGCCCAACACGACCCCAACCCCCUCCAAAAACGCAACUAACAACCCCUUCAACACAACCACAAUGAACAAACUACGCACAAAAGCCGCUCUCCUCCGUGCGCGCAUCGAAAAGGGAAAGGAACUCGCCUCCGAGAUCGAGCGUCGCAUGGCCCAGGACCCGCCUAUCAGAUUUCCGACGCAUUUCUGUCAUACUUGUGUCCAGGACGGGGAGAGGAUUGAGGUUUUGCUUACGAAGUGUGGACAUCGGGUUUGUAGGAUUUGUCUUGAGUAUGGGGUUGAUGAGGAUGGGGUUUAUGAGUGUAGUAUUUGUUUCCUGCCUACGGGUUUUGUGGCGCGGAGUCCGUUGGCGUUGGUUAAGGGUUCAGGGAAGGUUUCUGCGGUUGUGAAAGAGGUGAAGGAGGAUGGGGGAGAUGGGGAUGGAGAGUGGGAAUUGAGUGAGGUAUUGUUUGCUGAGUGUUAG
Penicillium crustosum is the source of this 675-nucleotide messenger RNA. RefSeq lists its product as uncharacterized. The record is from RefSeq and is a predicted model, not a curated record. The transcript has a single exon. Lineage: Eukaryota; Fungi; Ascomycota; Eurotiomycetes; Eurotiales; Aspergillaceae. The coding region runs from base 1 to 675 and encodes 224 amino acids.